GGGUUUGGUGAUGACAUGAUUAUUGGUGUUCUUGACACCGGCAUUUGGCCCGAAAAUGAGAGCUUCAACGAUGACGGGAUGCCCCCGGUGCCGGCUCGUUGGCACGGGAUAUGUGAAACCGGUACAGAAUUCAACCCUUCUCAUUGCAAUAGAAAGUUGAUUGGGGCUAGGUCCUUCAGUAAAGGAAUGAAGCAGCAAGGCUUGAAUAUAUCCAAAACAGAUGAUUAUGAUUCUCCAAGGGACUACAUGGGCCAUGGAUCUCACACAUCGUCGACUGCUGCUGGCAACCAGGUGCAGUAUAUUGAUUAUUUUGGAUAUGCCGGAGGAACAUCCAUCGGUAUUGCACCGCGGGCUAGACUUGCUAUGUACAAAGUGUUGUUCUUCAAUAACAGCUAUGAUGCUGCUGCAACUGAUGUACUAGCAGGCAUGGAUCAAGCUAUAGAAGAUGGUGUUGAUGUCAUGUCACUGUCUCUAAGCUUCUACGAGACACCUUUUGACGGUAACCCAAUAGCCGGAGGAGCCUUUGCUGCACUAAAGAAAGGGAUAUUUGUUGCAUGCUCAGCUGGAAAUGCAGGGCCUCAUGCAUAUACCAUUCAUAAUGGAGCUCCCUGGAUCACCACUGUUGGUGCUGGAACCAUUGACAGAGAUUUUGCAGCACAAGUAACAUUUGGAGAUGGAGCUUUAUCAAUUUUUGGAAGAUCUGCUUACCCAGAAAACUUACUAGUUUCUAGGGUUCCUAUUUACUAUGGACAUGGAAAUAGAACAAAAGAAAUCUGCAACUAUUACUCGUUAGACCCCGAAGAAGUUGCAGGCAAGUACAUAUUCUGUGACUUGGACUUGGAUACGGGGAUAACAAUGUACCAGCAAUUGGGUGAAAUGGAUAGAGUUGGAGCUGCUGGAGCAAUUUUUAGUUCAGACAUUGGCCAAUUUGUUCAACCACAAGAAUAUUUCAAGCCAUUUGUGUCUGUGAUACCAAAAGAUGGAGAUUUGAUCAAGAAUUUUAUAACCAAAUCAAGGAAUGCAACAGUGAGCAUAAAGUUUCUAAUAACACAGUUGGGCAUCACACCAGCUCCACAGGUAGCCUACUUCUCAUCAAGAGGGCCUGAUAGGAAAUCACCAUGGAUUCUCAAGCCUGAUAUUUUGGCACCUGGGGUUAAUAUCUUGGCAGCUUGGGCACCCAACAGAGGCUUUGCUUCAAUACGAGAUGAUCUUCUGCUCACAGAUUAUGCUAUUGUCUCAGGCACCUCCAUGUCUUGUCCUCACAUAGCCGGCACAGCCACAUUGCUUAAAGCUGCUCAUCCUGACUGGAGUUCAGCUGCUAUCCGAUCAGCAAUGAUGACAACUGCAUAUGUAACUGAUAACAAAAAUGGUCAGAUCAUUGAUAUGAACAGUGGCGUUGCUGCUACUCCUCUUGAUUUUGGAGCAGGGCAUGUAAAUCCUAACAAAGCCCUAGAUCCUGGUCUUGUCUAUGACAUUCAGGUUGAGGAUUAUAUCAACUAUCUCUGUGGGCUCAACUAUACAACAUCGCAGAUUAAGAUCAUUACAGGAACUUCGAAGUUUACUUGCGAUCAAGCUAGUAUUGAUCUUAACUAUCCCAGCUUUAUCCUCCUCCUAAAUAAUACAAACACUACCACCUUCACUUUCAAGAGGGUUUUGACAAAUGUAGCGGAGAGUAGCUCAGCCUAUCAUGCUGUAGUCAAUGCUCCUGCCAGUAUGACAGUGAUUGCACAUCCAUCCACAAUUUCCUUUGCUGGAAAAUACAGUAAAGCUGAGUUCAGUCUGACUGUGAGCAUUAAUUUGGGGCAUGCCACUCUUCCACAGAGUGAUUAUAUUGGGAAUUAUGGGUUCUUGAGCUGGUAUGAGAUCGGUGGAGAACAUGUGGUAAAAAGUCCCAUAGUCUCUGCUUUUGCACCUUAAUUACCCAUCAGAAGUAAUUGGUGCAGAAUCUUAUG
Molecule: messenger RNA, 1952 nt
Organism: Carica papaya (papaya)
Lineage: Eukaryota; Viridiplantae; Streptophyta; Magnoliopsida; Brassicales; Caricaceae
Source: RefSeq, a predicted model, not a curated record